AUGGCAUCUGAAGGCAAGGAAGUCUACCGGCUGGCCUGCCCCGAUGCCAGCAACUGCCCCGACAUGUACAUUUCGUACGGGCUACCAUUCACCAAGUCCUGUGCCAAGCACGCAGAACAAACAUUCCAAGCAAGGCGCGUGUAUAUAAUUGCCUCUACAAGCCUGUCCAAGCAGACAUCGCUGGUAUCAGAUCUAGAGCGAGCGCUCGGAGACCGACAUGCAAAGACCUGGACCGGCAUUCGCCCUCACACGCCCUGGGAUGACUUAGUGCCCAUCAUCAACGACAUCCGCAAGGCAGAACCUGAUCUGUUGGUUACGCUCGGUGGAGGGUCGCUGUCCGAUGGGGCGAAGGUGAUAGUCUAUGCGGUGGUCAACGGCGUCCAGACGGUCGACGACCUGGAUCGUCUCUACCAGGCUAAAGCUGCAGAUGGCACUCCUAUGCGCGAUAGGACCAGUGUGGGCAAUGAGCCAACCCUACCCAUCGUCUUCAUCCCCACUACGCUCUCAGCAGGGGAGUUCUCGUGCUAUGGAGGAUCUACUAACCCAGUUACCCUGCACAAACGCAUAAUGAAGCAUCCCAAGAUGUUUGCACGGCUAGUCAUUCUAGAUCCGCGUCUGACACUCACGACGCCGCAGUGGGUUUGGAUCUCAACUGGCGUCCGAGCUAUUGACCAUUGUGUUGAGGCGCUGUGCUCAAACGACUCGCUCUCGAAAGAACUGCUCCAGAUCGCGGAGAGAUCUCUCGCCACUCUGACAAAGAAUCUUCUGCUCACAGUGAAGGACCAGUCACAGCUCCAGCCUCGACUUGACUGUGCGAUUGCUGCAGGCGAUAUUGCAGGCAACCUGCUCUUAGCUCCGCACGUUUCUGUGGGCGCGAGCCAUGGGAUUGGUCAUCAGCUUGGGCCUCUAGGUGUUGGUCAUGGGCAAACCAGCUGCGUGCUGUUACCUGCCGUCCUUCGCUUCAACCGACUACGUUCGCCGCUGGACGGCGAUCAGACUGAGAAGCAGGACCGAGUCAAGCGAGCCAUCUGGGGCAGCGAUCCUAAGGUGGAGCAAAUUCUGACAGGCGAAGGAGGACUGGACCGGAAUUCAGCGGAUGCCAGUAUGACUGUGCGUGGUCUGUUCAAUGCAUUGGAUAUGCCGAGUACGCUCAAGGCUGUUGGCGUUGGUCCAAGCCACUUUGAUGCUUUGGCUGUGCAUAGCUUGGAUGAUCCAUGCACCGCUGCUAAUCCCGUGCCUUUGAAAAAGGAGGAUGUUUUGGAAAUUUUGGAAAGCGUAGCAGAGUGA
Molecule: messenger RNA, 1287 nt
Organism: Penicillium canariense
Lineage: Eukaryota; Fungi; Ascomycota; Eurotiomycetes; Eurotiales; Aspergillaceae
Product: iron-containing alcohol dehydrogenase
Exons: 1
Coding region: 1-1287 (428 amino acids)
Cellular component (GO): mitochondrion
Molecular function (GO): alcohol dehydrogenase (NAD+) activity; metal ion binding
Source: RefSeq, a predicted model, not a curated record